CUUCAUCAAGACCCAUCAACCACCUCUACUAGCUUACUUGUCCUCCUUAUAAAAUCAAACCUAUACAUACACAUCUUCACAUCGAUCAAGAAAUUAAGUAGUCAUCAUGGUGGUUGUCGGAGGAGAUGAGGGCUUCAUGGUGAGUGUGAAGAAGAAAGAGAUGGUGGCAGCCAUGCUUCCAAUGCAAGAACAUUGGCUUCCACUCUCCAACCUUGACUUGCUCCUCCCUCCACUAGACGUGAGCCUCUUCUUGUGCUACAAGAAACCAAUAACUAUUUCCACCACCACCACCACCAUGGUUGGUAUUCUAAAGAAAGCCUUGGCUCAAGCUCUUGUUUCUUACUAUGCUUUUGGUGGUGAAGUUGUGGAGAACUCUGUGGGUGAACCUGAGUUGCUUUGCAACAACAAUGGUGUUGAGUUUAUUGAAGCCUUUGCUGAUGUGAAGCUUCAAAAUCUUGAUUUCUAUAAUCCUGAUGAGAGUGUUGAAGGUAAACUUGUUCCUAAGAAGAAACUUGGGGUGCUUGCUGUCCAGGUAACGGAACUGAAAUGUGGCGGCCUAGUCGUGGGGUGCACAUUUGAUCAUCGCAUAUCGGAUGCACACUCGGCUAAUAUGUUCUUGGUGUCGUGGGCGGAAAUCGCUCAGUCUAAACCGAUAUCUACAUUACCAUCUUUCAGGAGAUCAAUACUAAACCCUAGAUAUCCUGUCGGAGAAUACGACCGAUCGCUCGACGAAAUGUACAUUCCCAUCUCCACAUUGCCACCUCCCGAGGAACCUAGUCCGUCGGACCAUCUCUUGAGCCGCAUAUACUACAUCAAAGCUAAUGACCUUAUUGACCUACAAUCGCUUGCUAGCUCCAACGAGUGCAAGAGGACUAAGCUUGAGUCAUUUAGUGCACUAUUGUGGAAAAUUGUUGCCAAAUCGGCCACUAAGGACACAAUUGCCUCUAAUAAGGUAUCCAAUAUGGGUGUUGUUGUGGAUGGAAGAACAAGAUUAGGGCAUGAUGGUGUCCAUAAGGCAACAAAAAUGGAAACCUAUUUUGGGAAUGUACUAUCAAUUCCCUAUGGCAGCAUAAGAGUCAAUGACUUGAUUUCCAAGCCACUGAAUUGGGUAGCUGAUGAGAUCCACGGAUUCUUGGAAACCUUAGUGACAAAAGAUCAUUUCUUGGAUCUAAUUGAUUGGGUGGAGGCCCACCGACCCGAACCCGCCAUGUGUAAGAUAUAUAAUAGUCGAAAUGAUGAUGGGCCCGCAUUCGUAGUCUCAUCGGGUCAACGAUUCCCGGUAGAGAAGAUGGAUUUCGGGUGGGGUGAACCGAUAUUUGGAUCAUAUCACUUUCCUUGGGGCGGGAGGUGUGGAUAUGUGAUGCCCAUGCCCGGUCCGAGGAGGAAUGGUGAUUGGAUUGUGUAUAUGCAUCUUUCCAAAGGGCAGUUGGAGUUGAUUGAGACUGAGGCUUCUAAUGUGUUCAAGCCAUUGACUCCUGAGUAUCUUAACGUGGUUUCUACUUCAAGUUAGGUAUGUACGUAAUUAAUCAGUGUGAUCACUUUCAUUAAUUUGGUUUGUAAUAAAAUAAUGGUGUGCCCUUUAACUUUGUCUUAAUUUGCAAUUAUUAUAACCUUGUUUACUCUA
Molecule: messenger RNA, 1624 nt
Organism: Tripterygium wilfordii
Lineage: Eukaryota; Viridiplantae; Streptophyta; Magnoliopsida; Celastrales; Celastraceae
Product: coniferyl alcohol acyltransferase-like
Exons: 2
Coding region: 107-1510 (467 amino acids)
Molecular function (GO): acyltransferase activity, transferring groups other than amino-acyl groups
Source: RefSeq, a predicted model, not a curated record